Calypte anna (Anna's hummingbird) is the source of this 6957-nucleotide messenger RNA. RefSeq names its product centrosomal protein 85 like (gene CEP85L). Gene Ontology annotation, cellular component: centrosome. NCBI's taxonomy places the organism in Eukaryota, Metazoa, Chordata, Aves, Apodiformes, Trochilidae. Bases 309 to 2666 code for a protein of 785 amino acids. The transcript is spliced from 13 exons. The record is from RefSeq and is a predicted model, not a curated record.
CCCAGCGCCAGAGAGGCAGGCGGCGGCGGCGGUAGCGCAAUAAAGCAAGUUUUGUCUCCUGCCGAGGCUCGGCGAGGUUCUACCCGCCCUUCGCCGUCCGGCACCAUGGCUGCGGCGAACCCGGGGCAAGCAGCACCAGCAGCAGCCCCCGCCGCGGCGGCAGCCCCCCACUAACCUCCCCCGGCAGCGGGAGCGGCCGCCUCCUCCGGCCGUACGGGCCGCGGCUGCCCGGCGGAGAGCGCGCAGCUCCGCGCCGCUGCUGCCGGAGAGCGGCGGACACCCCCCCCGACCCGGCCCGGUCCGGCACCAUGUGGGGCGGACUGCACCCCCAGCUCGGCCUCCGCGGCUACAAGGCGGGCUCAGAUUAUUCCUCAGUGGGAUGGUUACCUGGUACUGAAUCCCUGUGGCAGCCCACAACCAUUUCAUCAAGCAGUCAAAGCAAUCCUGUCAGAAGACACAGUAUAGCUUCCGACAGCGGGGACACUGGGAUUGGUACCUCCUGUUCUGAUAGUGUGGAAGAUCACUCAACUUCAAGUGGCACAUCUUCGUUUAAGCCAAGCAGAUCUCUGGUUUCGAUUCCCACCGCCCAUGUGAUGCCGUCCAAUGCCAGCUCUUCACUUUCCAAGCACAGGGAAGCUUUCCAGCCUGAUGGCUCAACAUGGAGCGCAAGCUUUGGAAGGUCAGGAGGAGGCAGGAAUCAGGGUGCCCUGGACAGUUCUCUUGACAUGAAAGAUGCAAGACCUGUAAGAAAAUGGUCCUCCUUGUCCAAGCUCAGCUCACCAAAUACCUUCAUCCAAGAUGGUAGUAGUCACUCAGUGGACUCCAGGGGGAGUACAGACAAAGCUGUGUCACCUCAAUUAAGGACAAAUGGGCCGAGUUGUUUGCAUGACAGCAUGGAGCUGCUAAAAAUUGAGGACAAAGAAAUGGGGAAAAAACGAUCUUCUCUCCUGGACUGCAAGUACAAAUUUGAAACGUGCAGCAAAGACGAUUUUGUUUCAGAUUCCUCAAGUAGGAGACAUGCCUUAGACUUGACCUACAGUGCCUUACCUGAAAGCAAACCCGUGGCAGCCAACUGUGAGGCUUUCGGACAGAGAUACGCGACUCUGGGACCGCAGGCUGUGAGUGGAGCCCCCAUACAGCCGGCAGUGAGGACUCAGAUGUGGCUGAAAGAACAGCUUCGAGCAAAUCCCCUGGACUGCAGGACUGCUGAGGAGCCCUAUGGCCUGGCUGCCUGGCAUCUGCAGCAGCUUGAAGGGUUUGGGACAGGAGGUGAACUGCCUGUGCAGCUUCCAACUGCAACGUCUCGUCAAAGUUACCCAGCUACCAGCUACCAGGACUUCAGCAACUGGGAAUCUCUAAUGAAAAUUAAAGAGGGGCUGCUAAGACAGAAAGAGAUUGUGAUCGAUCGGCAGAAGCAGCAGAUUAACAAUUUACAUCAGAAGAUACGGGAGAAUGAAUUACGAGCUCAACACGCAAGACUGAGUCAUCUUGUGAACUGCGAAGAACCUUACAUGACUAAUUUGCAGCAAACACAGUAUGAAGGAACACCACUGCAACCUCACAUUUCAGAAAGAUCAGCAUCGCACCUUGAGGAGCUAGAGCGAAAGGUUGCAGCAGCUGAGAAUAAGGAAUUACAACUCAGUGAACUUGUAAAACAAAUUUCAAACAAAUCCAGUGAGGAGAAAAAGAAGAUGGAGGACAAACUUAAAACUAGAGACCGAUAUAUUAGUAGCUUGAAAAAGAAAUGCCAGAAAGAGUCUGAGCAGAACAAAGAAAAACAAAGAAGAAUUGAAACCUUGGAAAAAUAUCUGGCUGACCUACCAACGCUGGAUGAUAUAGAAGGGCAGACUAAACAGCUGGAAAUUCUAGAAGAGAAGAACAAACAACUUCAAGAAACUAUGACUGAAUUAGAGAAGAAGCUUGGAGAGGCCCGGUCACAGUGCAGAGAGAAAGAAUUGCAGCUGGUGUGUCAGAAGAAAAAAGAAAAAGAGCUGGUCACAACAGUACAGAGUUUACAACAGAAAGUUGAAAAAUGCCUGGAAGAUGGGAUUCGCCUUCCCAUGUUGGACACGAAACAGCUUCAGAGUGAGAAUGAACUUCUCAAAGAAAAGAAUGAGAAAGCCAGUAAGGUCAUAGACAAUCAACAAAAUCAAAUAGCUGGACUGAUUUUAGACAUUCAGUCUAUGCAAGAGAAGCUUUUGCAAGAGAAGCUGGUAGUUCAGAAGAUGACAAAUGAUCUUGAAGAAAAAGAAAGGCAUAUAGAGCAGUUAAAUAAAACUCUCUCUGAAAACCAAAGACUGAUGGAAGAGAAUGCCUGCCUGAAGGAGCAGAUGCGUCAGGUGGAGCAGUCCAGGCAGCCAGUGUCUGAGAAGAUGCCCAUAGCAGACCAGUUGUUCAAGGAAAUGUCCCAUUGCUUGUUUGACUUGAAAGCACUGUGCAGUAUUCUUACACAGAGAGCUCAGGGCAAGGAGCCUAACCUUUCCUUACUGCUGGGAAUCAGAUCACUGAGCUGUUCAGCUGAAGAGAAUGAAAACUACCACAGCACAGAAACCCUUUCGAAGAAGCUCUUGGACGUUUGCCAGUUACGAAAGGAUAUUGAUGAAUUAAGGACUAUAAUAUCAGAUCGUUAUGCUCAGGACAUGGGGGACAAUUGCAUUACUCAGUGACAACAUUUCAUCUAAGCAAAUGACUUAUUAAAUGCUGCUGUGUCACAGGUCUUUGCAUUUCUAUUAAGGAGCCAUAUCAGAAAACUGCAAAUAGCCCUGCACAUGCAUCUCUUUGAAGACUGUGCAUAUUUGAUCUCGGGACUCUGGUGGGGAGGGUCAUCUUUUCAAUAGAGUGGUGCAAACCACAAGAAAUGUUUUUUCCAAACUACUGAAUGUAGGAACAAGCUGUGAAGAAUUACUGAAUUGGAUACUCUGUUUCCUUCCUUGGGGCUCAUUUUAUUACUUCACCUGAUUUCUGUAAUCAGAGCAUGAAAGCAGCAGUGCUGCUACUGCUCUCUGUCCUUUCCUUCAUCAAGGGUUUGUAUGGCAUGAUCUAUGUUCUGAAAUUAGAGCAGAGGGUCGAAGGACCUGUAGCCUAUAUAUGGUGAAGUCAGAGACUUCUGCAACUGCAGUUCACUCCAGGAAUUGCAAUUGGAACGAUCUUCUAGUAAAAAAAUUUGAUACAGGAAAGAUGUUUGUUUUAGUGAUGGAUGUCUAGCUUGUUUGCCCAGUAGCAGAAGAUGAUGUUUUAACUCCCUUAUGCAAAUGAAGUCCAUAAAAUAUACAGUUAUCAGAUUGUUUUAAGCACCCUCACAUUGCUGGAAGACAUUUCAAUAACACGAAGCCUGUGACAAUCCCAGAGAAGGUGGAAGGCAUGAAACUGCAGCAGAGUAGGUGGCUGUCGGGGAAAAAACAAAGCAAAACAAAAGACUCUGAGUGUUUCUGUCAUACUUAUUUUUCCAUUAGGUCAUCACCAUUUUGAAAUGUAGCUGGUCCAUGUUCUGUCCCUGAAGAUCUUUGAUGAAGUUGUAUAAAAUGGUUGAGGUGGUGGUUCACCACAGCUACAAAGUGGGUGUUUGGCACUUGGCAAAAUCAGGGCUCAGAACAGAUUGUGUCCACUUAGCAGUAUUAAGCACUCGGUUACCUGAGGACUGCAAAAUUUUCCACAUCGUUUGGGAAUUCUCAAUUUCUCCAUUUAUGUAGGAAGCAGUUACAUUAAAAAAAUAAGAUCAUGUUCCAUAGUUUAUUCAGCAGGUUUCACUUGGCAGUGCUGUUUCAUUCCCAGGGGACAGAUGACACACUUAACCCUUCUAAUUUCCUGGAACAUUGCUGCACAUUAGCUGCAGAGUUUUGCAUGCUGUGAAAAUAGUGUUUAAGUGAAGGAAACAAAAACUUGGAAAGAGCAAAAGCACUCUCAAAUCACACUGUUCAGAAAAGAUAUGAGCAUCAGUUACAGAUAUGGUAUUAAAAGAAAGUUUCAAAUGGCUAAGGUGUAAGUCAGUCAACUGCCCUGUAGCAUGGAUAACAGCAGAAAUCUCUUAGAAAGCUUAGUGUUUAGAACCAAAUAGAUUUUACAGUAACAUUUUUAUGGCACAAGUGUUAAUAUCUUGAGUUUUCUGAUUAUAUUUCUGUUAAUAGAAAAUGGCAUAACAAUGUAGACUUGUUACCAUUUCAACAUGAUGUCUUGCUUUCUGUUCAUUGUUAAACAGUUCAUGUUUUUACAAGUUAGUGAUUUCAUUUUUUUUUUUUAGCUGUAUCGACUUAUUUAUUUGACAGUUUUCUCCAUCCUGAACCUACACAUGGAUUAAUGUGUAAAAAAUAGUGUUACUUAUAUUAUUGCUACAUGGUGUUUUCAGAUAGAUUAAUCUGAUAGGUUCAGCUCCUGGGAGUACUAAAGCAGUGUCUGGACAAAAUCUUAUGUGAAAUUGGCUGGUAUCUCGACUUAAAGGUAAAAAACAAGGCCAUGUUAUUUUAAUUUCUAUGCUUUCUGUAGAUUUGAAGGUGUACUUCUACACUAGUGCAAAACUGAAAAUAAGGAUCUUUACACAAAUGGGUUUUCACAGUUUCCUGUAUGUGUAACAAUACUGGCUUUUGUGACUAGGGCCUCAACUCAUUCCUUUGGUGUAGUUUGUUGGGUUUGUCCCGGCAGUAAAAUAGUAGUCUCCAAUUUAUGGCAUGUCUCGUAUCAGAAUUCUACAGUAGCAUUUCAGGUAAUUAAAUACAUGCAUUAGGAGACAGGAAACACCUAAGUUCCACGUUAUUAUUUCCUUAGAUGGAAUUGUUUUCCCUGUAAAAAAAAAAUAACCAUGCAAUGCAUUUUUCGAGACUUGGUGGAAAUAACAAGGAGUUUACCAGAUCAAUUAGAGAGGAGCAGGAGAUUUUUUGAGUCACUUAAAGCAAUUAAGCUGGUGAUGUGGCUGGUGUUCCUCCAGUGUCCCUCCUGGUAAAUGAUGAUACUGUACUGCAGAGUUGAGAUCAGUCACUUCCAUUUGCAAAGCACUUCAGGAGCUUUCAUGUGCUUCAUGUAGUCCCUCAGGAAGGAGGUCCUAUUUUAUUUGUAAUGCUUUGAUUGCAGUAAUCCUGCAAAGUAAUACUUUUCUUAUGGAACCUGUAAUAUUUAUGUUGACUUUAAAGCACUUGAUUUUAAAAAUCCCUGAGUUUCUCUGCCUCAGUCAAAUUAAAGUAGGGAGGUAAAUGAUGGAGUUAUGAGCCAAAGAUGCAGACUACCAAUUGACUGUCUACAGUGAUACAGUAUUUUGCUUUGAUUUUUUAAAAUAUGACCUGUUGUAAUAGUAGCAGUUACUAAAUAUGCAUCAGUUUAUAGAUGCCUCUAAAAAGGAAUAAGCUUUGUCUAAGAUAUGCAUGAUUGUUUAAUUGGUUAAACUAGUGUGUGUGGUCUCAUUCAGUGUAUUUAAUACAGAGUUGAUAAAUGAAUGUUAAAAUUGGAAUUGCUUAGAUUUAGUCAUGACAACUUUUUGCUGUAGCUAUUAGACAAUCUCAAGGGCUGAAAAACAACAGCUAGUGAAUGGAUACUGUACCCUGCUGGCUGUCAGAAAGUUUGUACAGCAACUUUUUAAUGUAGUUUCAGAUUGAAUAUGUACAGUUCUUUAGAAUAUAUUUACAGUAACUACUGUAUUCAAGAAUGUAUUUUGAAAAAGGCUUGGAAAGAAACUGUCUUUGGACAAGCUAUAGAUAAUGUAUUUACUAAAUAGAAGUAAUGCAGCUCAGUUGUGUAAAUGUGGUUUUGGUUGCUAACCUCCAGUGUGCAGCUUUGUAGUGUAAUAGUGUAUAAAAUUGUGGAAAUUGCUGUAACCACCCACUCAGGCUCCAGCAUUCGAACCUGCUGGUAGCCACAAAGUCAUUAUAAGACCUGAAAUCUUGUCUUUUUCACUUAAAAAGGUUUGCUUUUUUUCCCUUUUCCCUUGCUUGCCUGGCUUUUUUUGGACAUUUUUCUUGCAGGGUAAGAGCACAAGGAAGGAAAGACAGUAAACUCUUCCUCCAAGGCUUCCUUCCCCCUGCUGAUCUAGCACAGGCAGCAUUGCCAUGCUGCAGUCUCUCCUCAUGGGAUACUUGGCUCCAGUUUUCUCUGUCCUUUUCCAUGAUGUUAAUGUAGGUGGAGUUGGAGGUAUAAUUGGGCUCCUCUCAUUGAGUUCUGUCAUGGGUGGGGAAAAUAUCUUCUGAGCAGAUCAAUGGUUAUUAUCUAAAGGGAUGAUGUACUCCAGUAGCUCUUUAGCAAUAUUAAUUCCACGGCUACGUACCUUUGUGCCUUUUUUUUGCCUGAAGUAAGCAUAUAUUCCCCUUGAACUUUAGAUAGGUUGUUAGGAUGCUGAUGACUGCACCUUCUUUUCCUCUUACUUGCCACUAUUUUGUUUAUAAGCUUUUGUAGGAAGAACUCUUGCGUAAUGUCUACAAACAGAAGUACUUCAACUGGGUACUAGGUGUACACUUUGAAUGUUGGGCUGGUCUGGUGGUAGUGUGCAGCUUUUCUUUUAACAUGAAGCGUGAGCAGGAAACUCAAGUCAUAAUCUGUUUAUUUUGUGUAUAUUAAUUACAGUAUAUCAUUAGUUCAGUGGGGAGGAGUGUCUAGAGCUAUCUUUUAAAAGCACAGCUGACAUAUGUACUGGAUCAGUCCCUGUAGACUGGUAGUUUUGUAAAUUGGGUUCAAUUUCUGAACCGCUCAGAAUACCUCAUAUGUAAAUAGAGUUGUCAUGACUUAAUCACAAUGUGUUCAUUGUAAAAAGUAAAGGAGCCACUGGCUGGCUCAGCUUUAGGCUUGUUGUUCUUGCCUCUUUUUGUAAAUUUUUUUUUAAAAGUAGGGUUUACAGCUAGAAUUUUGAAUGCCAAAGUUCUAUUUAUUAAAUAAUAAUAAAAGUUUUCAUUGUUAAUGACUGGUAUUUUUCCACUGGAAUUUGUUUGUUGAUGUUUGGGAUUUGUAUCCACAAAGCAAAAAUAAAUUUUGUAACAAAAGUGA